This is a messenger RNA of Aspergillus saccharolyticus JOP 1030-1, 1659 nucleotides long. RefSeq lists its product as uncharacterized. The transcript has a single exon. The record is from RefSeq and is a predicted model, not a curated record. The coding region runs from base 214 to 1320 and encodes 368 amino acids. NCBI's taxonomy places the organism in Eukaryota, Fungi, Ascomycota, Eurotiomycetes, Eurotiales, Aspergillaceae.
UUUUUUCCUCUUUCCCUCUCCGCCUCUCCGCCUCUCCGCCUUUCCUUCUCUUCAUUCUUUCAUUCUUUCAUCUCUCCAUCUUCUCAACUCAACUCAACCCACAUCCAACUUUUCAACCAUACCCCCUCCUGUCGUGUUGUAUCAUCUGGCCUCAUUCUUCUAUGGUUCAUCCCGAUCGCUUGAUCCUCCAACAGUGAUUGCUGCUCCAGAAGGAUGCCCACCAGUCCGAUCACUCUUGACUCGCCCAUUCCUCCUCAUCUCGAUCUGGCUGGGGCGCCUUCGCAGCUUUUCCAAGUCCCUCCAUCUCCCUCUGCCUCGUCGGCCUUGUAUCGCUCCAUCGCAGUUCCUCGCAAAAGGGCUCGUCUUCAGCUCGAUCAACGCUCCUCCUGGCUGCAGGUCGAUGGCACCUCCAGUCCUCUCGUUCCCUCGCUGACCGGCCCCGAUGACCUCCCGCAUGGAGUCGAUGGGAUCGUUGACUUCGACUAUCGGCCCAGUCGGUAUCCGCCACCUCAACCCUUUCCUCUCGAUACCAGCGUGGACUCUCUCAGCGAGGCCGGCGGUUGUCGCAAACGCAGCCGUCGGGACCCCUCUCUGAUUGCUGUGUCCCCCACUGGCUCCGACGAGAAGACGAUCUCUCCGAACGUCCCAUCACACCCCUCCGCCGCACCCGUCCGCUGGAGCAAGGCUGUCCUGGGCGUUGUCGGCAAGGUCUGGGAUUUCUGCUGGUCAGGAGCCUUCCGCGGAUUCUAUGCCGGCGGCGGUCGCGGUUACAACCUGAGCGGCGAGGAGGAUGCCGCGCUGACGUUCUCUGCCCCGGCCAGUGAGAAGGAGACUAUGGCCGUCACUCCCACCGCGCCGGCCCUUCAGCGUGGACCGUCCACCCCUCUGCCUGGCGGCUUCCCUGCGGAAGACGAUCUGCAGCGCAGCUGGGUGAUGGUCCCAUCCGUCAACCCGUCCCCUGCGUCGUCUCACUCCACCCACCGCAGCUCUACCCGGCGGGUCCCCCGACGCACAACCACUGCCUAUCACGCCUCGCGCCGCGGUCGAUCUCACCAUCAGCGGGGGUUGAUGUCGCAUGCGGGGUCUCUCCCGCGUCAGCCUUUCUUCUCCUCCCCGGCCCUGCCGCGCGAGAGCCCCGUCUCGGUCGACACGCAGCGUCACAUGGCGGAUGUGUGCCGCAUCGAGCGCGAGGGCGACGAAAGUAUGCGCAGGAUGGGCAAAAUGGGCAUCAAGCUUCAGGCAUUGAUUCGCGAGGGCAGGCAAGCGCUGGGCACCCAGGUGGAGGUCAGCGACCUGGUCAUGGAUGAUUGUGCAAACUGAUACCCUUCUUUCACGUGUGUUUACGAGGCGACACAUGCUUUACGACCCUCGACACGCUCAUUACGAUCGACACGACAGCGAUGAGUACCAUGAUUACACGGCAUUCUAUUGGACAACAACCCACUCCACAGAUUUUGGUUCUGUGUCACGGCCUACUGUUACGAGAACGAUUCCAGCUUAUCCUUAUCCUUAUUCCAUUCCAAUAUUGAGCGUUUGCCAGUCCUACUAGCCUAGCAGUUUACCCUAGUCCACUUAAAAUGACAUACCUCCUUGGAGACUCCUGAUCAGUCACUUCCGUAAACUUCAUGAUCGAUUCAUCUGAUUCAUUUGAUUCCUUGG